This is a messenger RNA of Zymoseptoria tritici IPO323, 2430 nucleotides long. RefSeq lists its product as uncharacterized. Bases 1 to 2430 code for a protein of 809 amino acids. Gene Ontology annotation, cellular component: membrane. The transcript is spliced from 4 exons. The record is from RefSeq and is a predicted model, not a curated record. Lineage: Eukaryota; Fungi; Ascomycota; Dothideomycetes; Mycosphaerellales; Mycosphaerellaceae. Gene Ontology annotation, molecular function: starch binding.
AUGACCAUGGACUGGAGGAAAAGCACUGCCGUGCUCGGCUUCCUGUCGACAUUGGCCUCUGCCCAGACGACUCGCGUUGUCACUGUCGCUGUGUAUCAAUGCAGUGGUAGCACUGUCGGCUUUCCCUCGACCAUCAGCUAUGCCACAAACCCUGCAAGCUCGGCCGCUACGCCAUACACCACGACCAUUGCCCCAAGUGGCACAAACCCAGGCUCUGUGGUUGUUGUAACGCCCAGUGGCUAUACCGGAACCCUACCGCCCUACACAACGGUGUACGGUAGCUACUCAGGAGUCUCCGUCUUGACAGAAGACUUCACGUACUCCACUGCGUUUCCAGCAGGAGCAUCUCAGGGUGUCUACUAUGUCUAUCGACCUCCCCAACGAUACGUGACCUUGACGGAAUAUCAAACUGGCGGCACGGCUUAUACCUCGGUCGUCACACGCACGGUUCCCCCAUCCGGCACUAUGCCUGGAUACUACAUCAUUCAGACGCCAUCGCCCACCAGCAACCCAGGCAACCCGCCGGCGUAUACCGCACCUACCAAUUCGAUGUCCUCCAGCAUGAACACACCGCCGACUGGUCCGGUCUCUUCAACAACGAGCCCGGGAGCCCCGCCCGCUUACACUGAUCCUGCCAUGUCCUCAAUGGCCUCCAUGAUGAGCUCGGUGUCAUCUUCGUCUAGCAUGAUGAGUGCUCCAGCCCCACCCGCUUACACCGAUCCUGCAAUGUCGUCAAUGGCCUCAUCGAUGAGCUCUUCCAUGAGCUCCAUGAUGUCUUCCAUGACCAGCGCUGCUCCAUCGGGUGUCGGACCUCCUCCGUCAUACGACGCUCUGCCUCCGUGCGGUGAGCCUACCUGCGAGGUAGGAGCCACCAACUCUACUCUUUGCAACAGCGAAUAUGGCAAUGCAUUCAACACCACUUGCGGCGUGGUCUACACGGGUAGAACGCCCAAGCGAGCGACAACAGAUUCGGCCAGUGCUUGCGCAAGAGAGUGCGACUUGACUCCCGGAUGCGUGGCGUACAACUACAUGGCGGAUAUGGACGUCGACAACUGCGAGAUCCUGGACCAAGUCACUGGUAGUGAACCAUCUGAUGGCUCGGUCGGCGGCACGAGGCCAACGGAGAACCCUAAGCCUGUCAACAGCACGCCUCCCAGCUACUCCUCUGCUGGAGAACCACCCCAGUACACAGUCCCGCAGUCACCGUCGACUACCUCCAUGAGUCCCUUGGCGACAAUCACACCGUCCAUGCCGAUGUCGACGGGAGGCUCAAUGACUCCCGGGUUAAACCUAACUACACUCCUGCCCAGCUACAUUUUCCCGGGUGAAAGCCCCAGUCGGUCUUCAUCCGAAUCCGCGGUUGAGACUGUUGAAAUUCCAUCGACCUAUUCAGAGCCCAGCCAGAGCGGCGUCCUGCCGCCGCUCUACUCCGCACCGAGCAGCUCCAUGAUGAUCUCUAGCAUGUCUCCGUCCGAGACGAUCCCAUACAUCACGUCGGAAGGACCUAUCUUCGAGCCCACGCCCUCGAGCAGCUCUAUGAUGAUGAGCAGUGUGGAAACGACAGCUACGACAAUUUCAGGCAUUCUUCCACCACUCUACUCCGAGCCCGCGGUCUCGAGCAGCUCUAUGAUGAUGAGCAGUGCUACAUCAUCGGGAUCGACAGCUACGACGAUUUCAGGCAUCCUUCCACCACUCUACUCUGAGCCGGCAGCUGUCAGCUCGAGUGGCAACGGAGCACCACCUGCCUACACUGGUCCGCCCACUGUUAGCAGCUCCACUUCGACGGCCAGCUCGACCUCGAGCUCGACUUCGAGAGGCAACGGAGCACCACCUGAAUAUACUGGUCCACCGACAAGCACUUACCGCGCACCGACUACAACGACGACCACUACUGGAGCGCCAAACGGUCCUCCGCCUGCUUACACUGGGCCUAUCACCACCACAACCACGCGUCCAUUCACGACCACAACCACCACAGCUCCAGGCUACGUCGAGCCAACCCCCGAAUUCACCCGCCCCGAACCCGCCGGCACCAGCAUCUCAACCACCACCACCGAAUCCUGCGCUUCCACUCCAUCCCUCACAUCCGUCACCUUCCGCGAACGCAUCGUCACCGUUUUCGGCGAGUCCGUCAACAUCUUCGGCAGCAUCGAGCAACUCGCCACCUGGAACGUCGACAAUGCACCAGCCCUCAGCUCAGCAAACUACACCGACCCGGACCCGAUCUGGUUCUACACGGUCAGCCUGCCGGUCGCGUUGUCCUUUGAGUACAAGUACUACCGGAGGUACACGAACGGAUCCAUCCAGUAUGAGGCCGAUCCGAACAGGGUCUACACCGUGCCGGGGAAUUGCGCGGGAGCGGUGACUGUGAAUGAUGUUUUCCGUCCAGAUGCAGAGGAGACGGGAGGAGAGGAGGAGCAAGUGGAUUAG